Molecule: messenger RNA, 609 nt
Organism: Colletotrichum scovillei
Lineage: Eukaryota; Fungi; Ascomycota; Sordariomycetes; Glomerellales; Glomerellaceae
Exons: 4
Coding region: 1-609 (202 amino acids)
Source: RefSeq, a predicted model, not a curated record
AUGAGCUUUCAGACAUCUUCCGAGCAGUUUGAGGAGUUGGAGAGCCCUAGCACUAUACUUACAGAGCUUUUAGGCAAUGAAGAUUCGUCCACGUGGGAUCCAAUAGCCCUUCAAGACAUCAACCCCAAUUUGCUCGAUUGUUUUGAGACCAAUCACUUGUUUCAACCUACGCACUACCCAGAAUACGAUGAGGAGGAAGCCAAUUUCAACCAUGCUGGGGAUAGGGUCCAGAGAUCGGCGAUAGAGACCGAGCCAUCCUGUAGCACUCAACAACAAUUCAUGCAUAAAAAGUGGUAUGAGGCGGGUAAAAAGUUUCGACGACACGAAAAACGACACCAACGACGGUUCGAAUGCGGCGAGGAAAAGUGCCCCAUGACAUUUGCAACAUCCAAGGAGCGGAACGAGCACUCUUUUCGCUAUCACAAAACGUGGGCUAAAGAGAACAACGUACCUGAUCCAAGGCGACGUUGCCAGGUAUGCCGAACAAAAUUGUCAAAGGCGUCCUUCAUCAAGAGACAUUUGAAACGAUCUCCUGGCUGCAAUGCAGUCCUCGGAGGAUUGCCCACCAAGGAUCAGACUCUCAUGCUGUCUGACUCCGAGAAGGAUUGA